UCUCCACCAGGAUGAAGGAGCCUCCCACAUGAAGCUGGGGCCAGGAAAUUGUGGUUGCCUAGCAAGUUUUACCUCCACGGUGCAAAGUUUCAAGACGUGUUGCUCGGCUGCUGUCUGUCUUUGCUGUAAACUACAAACUCGCAGCAACUACUUUUAAAUACAUUUUCCCCGUCGAGGUCCAGGUGGCAACAUUGACGGUGCAAGAUGUCUGUCGCAGGAUUAAGGAAGCAAUUUUACAAAGCGAGUCAGCUGGUGAGUGAGAAGGUUGGAGGUGCAGAGGGAACCAAACUGGAUGAAGACUUCAAGGACCUCGAGAGGAGAGCAGAUGUUACCAGCAAAGCGGUGGUGGAAGUCAUCAGUAAAACAUCGGAGUACCUCCAGCCCAACCCGGCAACGAGAGCUAAGCUGUCCAUGCUCAACACAGUGUCCAAAAUGCGUGGGCAGGUCAAGAGUCCGGGCUACCCUCAGCCUGAGGGCCUCCUGGGGGAGUGCAUGACUAAGUAUGGACGGGAUAUGGGCGAGGACACCAGUUUUGGUGGGGCUCUAACAGACAUUGGGGAGUCAAUGAAGAGGAUGGCCGAGAUCAAAGACUCUCUGGAUAUUGAUGUAAAGCAGAACUUUAUUGACCCGCUGCAGGCAGUCGCUGAGAAGGAUAUCAAAGACAUUCAGUACCACCUGAAGAAGCUAGAGGGCCGCCGUCUGGACUAUGAUUAUAAGAAGAAACGUCAAGGUAAAAUCCAAGAUGACGAGAUCAGGCAGGCCCUGGAGAAGUUCCACGAGUCCAAAGAAAUGGCUGAAGGCUCCAUGUACAACCUGCUGGAAACAGAUGUGGAGCAGGUGAGUCAGCUGUCUUCUUUUGUGGAGUCUCUGCUGCAGUACCACAGACAGGCCACACAGGUCCUGGAGGAGCUUUCUGACAAACUGAGAGAAAGGGUGAAUGACGCUCAGUCUCGUCCAAGGCGCGAAUACACACCCAAACCCAGACCAUCCUAUGACUAUGGAGAGGUAGAAAACUCUAACGGAGGAUACUCACCAGCUGCAACAACCCCUCCAGCUUACUCUCCUGGUCCAUCCUUCCAAAGAACGUCAAUCAAGAGCAGACGGCCUGAGCCAUGCUGUAAAGCACUGUAUGACUUUGAGCCAGAGAACGAGGGAGAGCUGGGCUUCCACGAGGGUGACAUCAUCACCUUGGUCAAUCAAAUCGAUGAGAACUGGUUCGAGGGAGCCAUUCGCGGAAAAUCGGGAUACUUCCCCAACAACUAUGUUGAAGUGGUGGUGCCUCUGCCACACUAAAAAAAACAGCAAGGCAAGAGGUGAACAGCACGAUGGAGAGGAUGAGAAGGGGGGAUGGUAGUGGAUGAUCAACUCUCAAUAACCAAAAUAUAUCUUUUUCUUUAUUGCAAUUUAAGACUAAACAUAUCAAGACAGGAACCUAAUUUGUACCUAGGAGUUAUUUGAGUAAAGAGAUUUUUUUUUUUAUACUGUCAGAUUAAAAGAUGUAAUGGAUUUUUAAAAACAGUAUGGACAGGGGGAUGUUCAGUCAGAAAAAUGACAGUGUAAUAUUUAAGUAUUUACUUUCAUUCUCUAUGCACCUGUGCACUUUGUACACUACACAUUCAUCACAAGAACUGAUGAAGAAAGACCAAGAGAGAAUGACAUCUGUAAUGACAUGUCCAGCAGUAUCCACAAACACUAAGAAGUGCAACUAGUUUAUUCUUAUAUUCUAAACCUAUUUUAUAUUCACAAGAUGACCUUUCUUGCUCUGUGUAUUGUUCAUAUGUUACUGCACACAUGCAUGUAUACACAUGCAUUCUUCCAAGCACUGUUUUCUACACUCCCAGUUUUCACUUCUGUGCCUUCAGGCUUUAGUACUGUUGUCAGCAUGGACCGGUUAGAGUCAACAUGGAGGACUGGCUGCCUUCUGUCCAUGAGACUAUCCUCCACUGCCAUCUGGUGGUCAUCUAGAGAUCAUUCUUAGCUAUUUGCACCGUCAUACGGCCUUUAUUAUCUCUUACCAAAUCCACGUUGGUUGGCUUGUCUUAUGUUUAGGUGUGGAUUUGUUUUUUCUUCCUAAUAUAGAUAUAGAAAACUUUAAAAAUGACUGGAGCCAGUCAGCAUGUUUACAUUGACUGGCAGCUGUAUUAAAUGUUUUUUCAUUCUUACACCACCGCUGAUGAGAGAAACUGGCAGUUUUACAAACGGCAGUUCAUUGGAUACCAAAACAGUUGUUUUAUAGCGGAGUCUAAAGAAUUGGAGGGCGUCCAUAAAUAUGCUUAGUUUUAUAACCUUUAUCACACUAUUUGUUGCUACGUUGUACAUUUUUUAUUUUACAGACAGCCCUUCCAAUGUUUCUCACUGCACUCCACUCACUCCUCUUAGAGCUGAUUCCCACAUUGGACGAGACUGACGUUUGUCAUUAAAAGAAAACGUUUGUCAUUAAAAGAAAACACAUUUCAUACAGCCAGAUGUGGGCAAAUAUGCAACAUGAAGUUAAAUGUUUUUAGCCUUACGAAAAUGUUUACUUCACGUUACUUCACAAAAGAAAAGCAGACAUUUGUUUCCACAAGAGUGCAACCCACAACAAUGUAACAUGAUUCAGCCCCAUCCCAAAUAUUUUGUAGCACUACACUAAAGCCAUAAGCCUAAGCGUCCUUCAGUUCCUCUAUUUUCUCAGGCUGUAUUGAUACUGCUGGCAGUGUCACUCACAAUGUUUUGUGGGCUUUUCCCAACUGUUUGUUGAUGAAUUUUCAGUCUGUGAUUUGUUUUCCCCCAUCGUGCUGGGUUAAGCUUGGCUUUAGUACUCUAACCUAUAAUUUGGAGCAUGGAAAUUUUUCUGAUGCGUAUUGGGUGUUUUUGUACCUGCCUCAGUUUUCAGGCUGAAACUGCGCACCGGACCGGACAGACAAUGCUCCAUAACUAUCUCCAAACUAUUGUGGACAGAAUUUACUUACAAUGAGGAAGGCCUGUGCACAAUAGGUGGUUUCAGUUUCAAUUAAGUCUUUUAAAAGCUGACUACGAACUGUGAGGGUUUUUGCUGUUCACUGAAAUACCAACUUUCUCCUCUUGUCAUGAUCCCCUUGUUAGACCGCCCCCCACCCAAUUCAUCUCUCCCAUCUCUGUUAAAACUGGGAGUGGAACAGACAGGUCUUUUCAGCAGGGAAGGGCACACAGCAGUGGAUUAUGCCCUCCCUCCCCCACUGGUCUUUAUUCACCACCUGCCCCUGUACCCCUACCCCCUCUCUCAUUAUCUGCCCCAUCCCAUGGUGCCUCUGGAGUCUCCUGGAAUAUCUAUCUAAUUUUUAUCAUAGUAUGUGCCUUCUAAAUGUUAUGUUUGCAUGUCUCCUAUGUUAUUGAUGUUAUGUAUAGGGCCAGGGUACCUGUAUUUGGCUGUGCUGAGUAGUAACUGUGUAGUUCAGUGUGGGUUUACAAGCCUUUUACACUAAAUCAAAAGCCCAGAGUUUGAGGGGGGAGAACAGGGUCAGGGGUUCAGGUUGAGCCAUUAUUCAGCUUGUAUAAUAUUGGUGAUGAAUAUGUUGUCGAACAGAGGGCUAACAUUUUUUGUGUGCCGCUGCUGACAUCUGAAAUAGUUGUCUGAAUGCUGCAGCUGACAUUUAUUACAACACUACAUUCUGUGAUGGCUCAUAUUGCAUCCAUAUGUGUCUCAACUUUGCAAUGUUGAUGAAGUAUUAUUAGACUUUAAAGCUUUAUUUUAUUAUGUACAAUCUUAAUGGAAUUUUCUGUGUUAAAAUAUAACUGCUUUGCAUGUGUCUUCAUUACAGAUGCUGUGUCUUACGCAAUGCAUUAUUUUUGUAACUGUGACACUGUGGGGAGACAAAGUGGGAUUAUCCUGGAUUAUCUUUAGGAUAUAUGGACUACAUCUGUACUAAGUGUAAUAUUCUGUGUCUUGUAUAUAUUUGUUACUAUGUAAAUGGAUGCUGCAUUCGCUUCUUUAAAUAAAUAUUAAGUAAUUUCGC
This is a messenger RNA of Perca fluviatilis (European perch), 3974 nucleotides long. RefSeq names its product endophilin-A2-like. Gene Ontology annotation, biological process: synaptic vesicle uncoating. Gene Ontology annotation, cellular component: glutamatergic synapse; presynapse; cytoplasm. Gene Ontology annotation, molecular function: protein binding. Lineage: Eukaryota; Metazoa; Chordata; Actinopteri; Perciformes; Percidae. The transcript has 9 exons. The record is from RefSeq and is a predicted model, not a curated record. Bases 205 to 1293 code for a protein of 362 amino acids.